CGGGGAAGAAGAAGACUAACCAAUUUGCGCGCCAACGUCUAGUCAGUGUUCUGUGUAGUCGGCCGGCACGUGGUUCAUUUAUUUUAGCAUCUUUUUAGUUUAACAAUCAACAAACACAUUCAAAAUGACUAAACCACCAUACAAAGUCGCCGAUUUGAAGCUGGCUGAUUGGGGCAGAAAGGAAAUCGAGCUGGCCGAGAACGAGAUGCCCGGUUUGAUGUCCCUUAGGAAAAAAUACCCCAACAAACCCUUAAAAGGUGCUAAAGUUGCUGGGUGCUUGCACAUGACCAUUCAAACGGCUGUUUUGAUUGAAACCCUUAUUGAAUUGGGAGCUGAGGUCCAAUGGUCCAGCUGCAACAUCUUCAGCACCCAAGACCACGCCGCCGCGGCGCUAGCCAAGAUCGGCAUCCCGAUCUACGCGUGGAAAGGGGAAACCGACGAGGAGUACAUGUGGUGCAUAGAGCAGACGCUAGUUUUUCCAGACGGCAAACCCUUCAACAUGAUCCUAGACGACGGUGGCGACCUCACCUCGCUGGUGCACACCAAAUACCCCCAGUACCUGAAGGAGUGCAGGGGAGUGAGCGAAGAGACCACCACGGGGGUGCACAACUUGUACAAGAUGGUCAAGAAGGGGGAGCUCAAGAUUCCCGCCAUCAACGUCAACGAUUCCGUUACCAAGAGCAAAUUCGACAACCUCUACGGCUGCAGGGAGUCGCUCAUAGACGGCAUCAAGCGCGCCACCGGCGUCAUGUUGGCCGGUAAGGUGUGCGUCGUGGCCGGCUACGGCGACGUAGGCAAGGGCUGCGCGCAGUCGCUGCGCGCGUUCGGCGGCCGCGUCCUGAUCACGGAAAUCGACCCCAUCAACGCCCUGCAGGCGGCCAUGGAGGGCUACGAGGUGACCACCAUGGAGGAGGCGAGCAAGGAAGGCCAGAUCUUCGUGACCACGACGGGAAACAAGGACAUCAUCGGCGCCCAGCAUUUCGUCAACAUGCGCAACGACAGCAUCGUCUGCAACAUCGGCCAUUUUGACUGCGAGCUGGACGUCAGCUGGCUGGAGAAGAACUGCGUCGAAAAGUCCAACAUCAAGCCCCAAGUGGACCGCUACAAGCUCAAGAACGGCAACCACAUCAUCUGCUUGGCGGAAGGCAGGUUGGUGAACUUGGGCUGCGCCAACGGGCACCCUUCCUUCGUCAUGUCCAACUCCUUCACCAACCAGGCUCUGGCCCAGAUCGAGCUGUGGCAGAACCCGGGGAAGUACCCGGUUGGCGUUCACAUCCUCCCCAAGACUCUGGAUGAGGAGGUGGCCAGACUGCACUUGGACCAAAUUGGAGUGAAACUCACCAAACUCACCAAAGAGCAGUCUUCUUACAUUGGAGUGCCAAUUGAGGGGCCUUUCAAGCCCGAUCACUACAGAUAUUGAGUUGUUUUGCGUUUUGUUUUUUUCAAUAAAGUUUUAAAAAAUAUAAAUGUU
Molecule: messenger RNA, 1471 nt
Organism: Brassicogethes aeneus
Lineage: Eukaryota; Metazoa; Arthropoda; Insecta; Coleoptera; Nitidulidae
Source: the annotation of a GenBank genome assembly